Sclerotinia sclerotiorum 1980 UF-70 is the source of this 1026-nucleotide messenger RNA. RefSeq lists its product as hypothetical. The record is from RefSeq and is a predicted model, not a curated record. The transcript has 4 exons. The coding region runs from base 1 to 1026 and encodes 341 amino acids. NCBI's taxonomy places the organism in Eukaryota, Fungi, Ascomycota, Leotiomycetes, Helotiales, Sclerotiniaceae. Gene Ontology annotation, biological process: transmembrane transport. Gene Ontology annotation, molecular function: transmembrane transporter activity.
AUGGGCCAUGGCAUAGAAUCGGAUAUGUCGUCUCGUGGUGACCUCAAGCAAACUUCCAUAUCUGACUCAACGACGGAUUUUGAAGACGACGGGCAAAAAAGAUUGGAGUUUUAUGGUCAAUCAACAAAGAUGCCAUCGGAGAGAAAUGCACUCGGCUUGUCAAGCCCAAUCAUUUAUCAUUAUCUAACAUUCGAAACAUCAAUUCCAUCACCAACGGGCAACAUUUCAUCCACGAAUUCUUCGGCAACAGAACCGCCAAGGCCAAACUUAAAGAAGUUUACUUCACCAUUCGACUGGGCAGAAAGCCGCAAACAAUUCACCGUCUUCCUUUCUUGUGUAGCUACUUUGGUCACAGCCUUCACCGCCGGUGCAUAUUCUCCAGCUGUCAAGCAGAUGUCCGCACUUUGGCACGUUUCUGACGUUGCGAUUCUGGUUGGCAUCACAACUUUCUGUUUUGGUUUUGCUAUUGCUCCUAUGGUUCUAGCUCCCUUUUCUGAGUUGAAUGGACGGAAGCCAAUCUUCAUAGCUUCAGGCUUGCUAUUCUUCAUCACCCAGCUUUGCUGUGCUGUGACUCGAUCUUAUCCGGGCAUGCUCGUUGCCAGAUUCUUUGUUGGCUGUGGAAGUUCCGUGUUUUCAACAAUGGUUGGUGGGGUCAUCAGCGACAUUCAUCAUAAGGAGGGUCGAAACACAUCUAUGGCCUUAUUCUCUGGUUCAGCACUUUUCGGCACUGGCUUAGGGCCAUUGGCCAUAACACUCUUUUUCCCAGAAACGAGAGGUAGUAUACUGUUGAGCAGGAAAGCACAGUGUUUGAACAAGUGGUACGAAGAUCGAGAGCAGGCAGGCUUUUUUGGCAUUGACAUGCAGAUGUCGACAUCACAUGAGAAAUUUGAGUCGCAGCGAAUCAGAUGGAAGGUUAAGGCUGAUGAAGAACGACAAUCCCUCUCUCAAAUGGUUAAAAUUUCUGUAUACCGCCCAUUCCAUCUUCUGUUCACAGAGUCGGUGUGGUUCAAUCCCUCUGGUAUUUGA